Molecule: messenger RNA, 7245 nt
Organism: Myodes glareolus (Bank vole)
Lineage: Eukaryota; Metazoa; Chordata; Mammalia; Rodentia; Cricetidae
Gene: Pik3cg
Product: phosphatidylinositol-4,5-bisphosphate 3-kinase catalytic subunit gamma
Biological process (GO): cell migration; phosphatidylinositol 3-kinase/protein kinase B signal transduction; phosphatidylinositol-mediated signaling
Cellular component (GO): phosphatidylinositol 3-kinase complex, class IA; phosphatidylinositol 3-kinase complex, class IB; cytoplasm
Molecular function (GO): 1-phosphatidylinositol-3-kinase activity; 1-phosphatidylinositol-4-phosphate 3-kinase activity
Source: RefSeq, a predicted model, not a curated record
GCUCUUUGUUCACUCUGACACGGGACAGUCACUUCCUUCUCAGCUAGAAUAUUUUUAUCUGGAACCAUUGCCGGUUCGAGAUGAGCCCACCCCUGAACGUCUGGGUUUCACUGUCUCACUCUGUGUAGACUGUGUAUAUCCACAAGGUUCCGGCAAGGGCUCGCAGGUGCACCAGCUCUUUCUGGUUGUGUUUGUGAGGAAGGGGGUGGCUUCAGAGCCCACGACGGGCGGUGCUCAGAGACUUACACGUACGUACUUGAAAAAUUACUGGACAGACAGUAGUUUUUAAGAGGACAGAGCUGCUUAGUCCCAGCCAUGAGGAAAAUCAGUGAGUAUUUGGUCGCUUAGGGCAUGGAGCUGGAGAACUAUGAGCAACCGGUGGUUCUAAGAGAGGACAACCUCCGCCGGCGCCGGAGGAUGAAGCCACGCAGUGCAGCAGGCAGCCUGUCCUCCAUGGAGCUCAUCCCCAUCGAGUUCGUGCUGCCCACCAGCCAGCGCAUCAGCAAAACUCCAGAAAUAGCACUGCUGCAUGUGGCUGGCCAUGGCAACGUGGAGCAAAUGAAAGCCCAGGUCUGGCUGCGCGCACUGGAGACCAGCGUGGCCGCCGAAUUCUACCACCGGUUGGGCCCGGACCACUUCCUCCUGCUCUACCAGAAGAAGGGGCAGUGGUAUGAGAUCUACGACAGGUACCAAGUGGUACAGACCCUAGACUGCUUGCGCUACUGGAAGAUGAUGCACAAGAGCCCCGGUCAGAUCCAUGUGGUACAGAGACACACACCUUCUGAGGAGACCCUAGCUUUCCAGAAGCAGCUUACCUCCCUGAUUGGCUACGACGUCACGGACGUCAGCAACGUGCACGAUGAUGAGCUAGAGUUCACCCGCCGCCGUCUGGUCACGCCUCGCAUGGCAGAGGUGGCUGGCCGUGAUGCCAGACUCUAUGCUAUGCACCCUUGGGUGACAUCCAAACCUCUCCCAGACUACCUGUCAAGGAAGAUUGCCAACAAUUGCAUCUUCAUCGUCAUCCAUCGGAGCACCACCAGUCAAACCAUCAAGGUCUCCGCGGAUGAUACCCCUGGCGCCAUCCUCCAGAGCUUCUUCACCAAGAUGGCCAAGAAGAAGUCCCUAUUAAAUAUCCCAGAAAGUCAGAGUGAGCAGGACUUUGUGCUGCGGGUCUGUGGCCGCGAUGAGUACCUGGUAGGCGAAACGCCCCUUAAAAACUUCCAGUGGGUGAGACAAUGCCUUAAGAACGGAGAUGAAAUACACCUGGUGCUCGACACGCCUCCAGACCCAGCCCUAGAUGAGGUGAGGAAGGAAGAAUGGCCACUGGUGGAUGACUGUACUGGAGUCACAGGCUACCAUGAGCAGCUCACCAUCCACGGCAAGGACCACGAGAGUGUGUUCACGGUGUCUUUGUGGGACUGUGACCGAAAGUUCAGGGUCAAGAUUAGAGGCAUUGACAUCCCUGUCCUGCCCCGGAACACCGACCUCACUGUGUUUGUAGAAGCUAACAUCCAACACGGACAACAAGUCCUUUGCCAAAGGCGAACCAGCCCUAAGCCCUUCACGGAGGAAGUGCUCUGGAAUGUGUGGUUGGAAUUCGGCAUCAAAAUCAAAGACUUGCCCAAAGGGGCCCUGUUAAACCUUCAGAUCUACUGCUGCAAAACGCCAGCACUGUCCAGCAAAGCUUCUGCAGAGACGCCAGGCUCGGAGUCCAAGAGCAAAGCCCAGCUUCUCUAUUAUGUGAACUUACUGUUAAUAGACCACCGGUUCCUGCUCCGCCAUGGUGACUAUGUCCUCCACAUGUGGCAGAUAUCUGGGAAGGCAGAGGAACAAGGCAGCUUCAAUGCUGACAAGCUCACGUCUGCGACCAACCCUGACAAGGAGAACUCAAUGUCCAUCUCUAUCCUGCUGGACAACUACUGUCACCCCAUAGCCCUGCCUAAGCAUCAGCCCACCCCUGACCCGGAAGGAGAUAGGGUCCGAGCUGAAAUGCCCAAUCAGCUUCGCAAGCAACUGGAGGCGAUCAUAGCCACCGAUCCACUUAACCCCCUCACAGCGGAGGACAAGGAGCUGCUGUGGCAUUUUAGAUACGAAAGCCUGAAGCAUCCAAAGGCAUACCCUAAGCUCUUCAGUUCCGUGAAGUGGGGACAGCAAGAAAUUGUGGCCAAAACAUACCAGCUGUUAGCCAGAAGGGAAGUGUGGGAUCAAAGUGCUUUGGACGUUGGUUUGACCAUGCAGCUCCUGGACUGCAAUUUUUCCGAUGAAAAUGUAAGAGCCAUUGCAGUUCAGAAGCUGGAGAGCCUGGAGGACGAUGAUGUUUUGCAUUACCUUCUCCAGCUGGUGCAGGCUGUGAAAUUUGAACCAUAUCAUGACAGCGCUCUGGCCCGAUUCCUGCUGAAGCGCGGUUUGAGAAACAAAAGAAUCGGCCACUUCUUGUUCUGGUUCUUGCGAAGUGAGAUAGCCCAGUCCAGACACUAUCAGCAGAGGUUCGCCGUGAUCCUGGAAGCAUACCUGCGGGGCUGCGGCAUGGCCAUGCUUCAGGACUUCACGCAGCAGGUCCACGUGAUCGAGAUGUUACAAAAAGUGACCAUUGAUAUCAAAUCGCUCUCUGCUGAGAAGUAUGAUGUCAGCUCCCAAGUUAUUUCACAGCUCAAGCAAAAGCUUGAGAGCCUGCAGAGUUCCAGUCUUCCCAAGAGCUUCAGAGUUCCCUACGACCCUGGACUGAAAGCCGGUGCCCUGGUGAUUGAAAAAUGCAAAGUGAUGGCCUCUAAGAAGAAGCCCCUGUGGCUCGAGUUUAAAUGUGCUGACCCUACAGUCCUGUCCAAUGAAACCAUCGGGAUCAUCUUCAAACAUGGCGAUGAUCUUCGGCAAGACAUGCUGAUCUUACAGAUUCUACGCAUCAUGGAGUCCAUUUGGGAGACUGAAUCUCUGGACCUGUGCCUUCUGCCAUAUGGCUGCAUCUCAACUGGUGACAAAAUAGGAAUGAUCGAGAUUGUGAAGGAUGCCACCACAAUCGCUCAAAUUCAGCAAAGCACAGUGGGUAACACAGGAGCAUUCAAAGAUGAAGUCCUGAAUCACUGGCUCAAGGAAAAAUGCCCUAUUGAAGAGAAGUUUCAGGCAGCAGUGGAGAGGUUUGUUUACUCCUGUGCUGGCUACUGUGUGGCGACGUUUGUUCUCGGGAUAGGUGACAGACACAACGACAACAUUAUGAUCUCAGAGACAGGAAACCUAUUUCACAUAGACUUUGGACACAUUCUUGGGAAUUAUAAAAGUUUCCUGGGCAUUAAUAAAGAGAGAGUGCCAUUUGUCCUAACCCCAGACUUCCUGUUUGUGAUGGGAACCUCUGGAAAGAAGACAAGCCCACACUUCCAGAAAUUUCAGGAUGUCUGUGUCAGGGCUUAUCUGGCUCUUCGCCAUCACACCAACCUGCUGAUCAUCCUGUUCUCCAUGAUGCUGAUGACAGGAAUGCCCCAGUUAACAAGCAAAGAAGACAUUGAGUAUAUCCGAGAUGCCCUCACGGUGGGGAAGAACGAGGAGGAUGCUAAGAAGUAUUUCCUCGACCAGAUUGAAGUUUGCAGAGACAAAGGAUGGACGGUGCAGUUUAACUGGUUCCUACAUCUCGUUCUUGGCAUCAAACAAGGAGAGAAACACUCUGCUUAAUAUUCGGUGCUAGAGCCAAAAGCAAUCUUGUGUUCGAAAGCUUUGAAAUCAGCACGUGUCAGUCAUCAGACUUAGCUUUAAAAUGCAAUAGGACACUCUGAACGCUGGCCCUUCAGAAAUACAGUUUUUUCCCCAGUUGAACUCUUCACCAGAGGAAAAAAACGUUGGCAUUAAUGAUGGUUUGGUUAAUAUUCAGCGAGAGACUUCUUUGCUAUUUUCCCCUCUCAGACACCAUAAUGUUGAUGAGCACUCUAAGUUUAAAUAGACUGAUGGCUUGUUUACUACACCUGAUCUUGUAUUGAGUGUCUCUGGAGGUUCUUUCGUAGAAUAAUUGGUGAUACCUGCUGUCACUAUAUGUGUUUACUAUACGUUCUGGCUUUCGUGUGGCCUUUAAGAACAGGAAAGGGUGUAAGCAUUGCUAAGCUCCGCUGCAUCUCUCUGUGCCCACAGACAUUGGUGAUGUGCUGGAAGCAAGCACGGUAGCCUUUUGAGCGCCUUUAUCAAUUAGUCUCUCUGUGUGCAGCUGAGAUGCACAGAUGCUGAAAGCAAUCUCUGAGCCUGAGCCUUGACCCUCCCCUGCUGGUGUGGCUCCAGGGUUAUGGAUAUGAAAAAUGGAGGUAAGACCUUUUCCCAAGAGUGAAUAACCUAAUACAGUCGCUGUCAUUGUCUCUGGCACAGAAACAGGAAGUGACUAAAUGGACCCUUUGAUGCACAUUGAUCGUGUUUCUUACCCCACCUCCCUUCUUCCUGCCUCGCCACCUCCUGCACACAUUCUUGGACUUGUGAAAUCUUCAAGGACAGUUUUUCCCAACAAUUCAAAAUGACUUGAAAGGCUUAUGAGAAUUAUAGGUACUUAUUUGUGGAGCUGCUCCAUGGAGUUUUUAAAAAGUAUCUUAUUAUAAGAUGGGUUCCAGAAAAUAUUAUUAGCUAAAUGCUUUAAUAUUAUUACAUUUUCAAUCUGAACAGUUUUUUAUCUUUUAAUGGAAGAAGAUACCUUCUGUCAAAUGUAUUCUUGCAUAGUCAUUUUUUUUAAUUAGAGACAUCCUGAGGUUCCUACAGACAAUUGAACCAUUUUCCUUUAUUUUCUCAUUUCUUAAAUGUUAUGUUAUUUGUUAUUAGUGUUGAUCUACUAUAGAGACAGAGUAGUAAAUAUUUAAUCAUAUAGUUUUACCCAUCAUUAAUUCCACAGAAAGAACUGUGUUAUUGGUGUUCAGAUUUAAAUAUAAUCAGAUACAAUUUUUAUGAUUUUUUAAUUUUUCAAAAUAGACUCUUAGAUGGAGCCCAACCUUUCUUUUGUGUCUGCAGAAGCCAAGUAUCACCUGAUUCUGCUUCAAUAAGAAUCAUCCGGGACACUUUAAAAAUGCCCUUACCUUUUUUGUUUGUUUGUUUGUUUGUUUUGGUUUUCAAGACAGGGUUUCUCUGUAGCUUUGGAGCCUGUCCUGGAACUAGCUCUUCUAGAACAGGCUGGCCUCGAACUCAAAGAGAUCCACUUGCCUCUGCCUCCUGAGUGCUGGGAUUAAAGGCAUGCGGCACCACUGCCCGGUGCCCUUGCAUUUUUAAAUCAGCCCACUUUCAGUAGAUUAUAAUUUCAUUAGUGUGAAAUGAUCUGGACAUAGUUUCUAAGUACUCCAGUUGAAUCUAAUAUACAUGCAGGGAAGAAGCCACAUGUGGGCCAUGAAAAUCUAGGUAUCCCUCCUUGCUUACUGGACCUUCCGUGGCUCAUAGAGAGCUACAAAAAUAGUCCUCAUUCCUAGCAACUAACCCUUUUAAAACAAUGCUGUCUCCUCUACAAAGGGCCAGGCCUCAUGCUGCAAUUGUAUCCUUCCUAUGAAUGGAGAUUAGAUGUUUUACAGCACUUCCUUACACGGUUUGCUAAUGUAUUAGAUGUUUUACAGCGCUUCCUUACACGGUUUGCUAAUGUAUUAGAUGUUUUACGGCACUUCCUUACCACAGUUUGCUAAUGGAAGUGGAGGAAGAGCCAUGCAGUCCACCUUCAACUGGAAGCCGUUCCUAAGCUUCCAAAGAAGAGCCAUGCAGACUUUGCACAGACUUUGCCUUUCAUUUGAAUUGCUGAAAUGAUCAUCUCGAUGAUAAAACAAUUACAAAGUAUAUCUGUAUUUAGUUUUUGACACACAUGCAUACAAAUUAGUUCUUUAAAUGAGCCAGCUUCUUCAUAAAGCUGAAAUACACGACGCCACGUACUGGGUUUCAUUCUUCCGCUUUCCAAAGAAGGUCGACUUGCAGACAAGCAAAAUUCACAUGUUUGCUUCCUUUACAUAGUUCUUGCAAAUGAUCUGUUUCUACACCUUUGAAAAUAGACCUGGGGCCCUCCUUCUGCUGGGUAAAUAACUGAUGUCUCUAUCUUCAGUGCUCAGUGAAAACACAUAUCACAGGUCAGAUGGGUCAGAAAAGGCCAGAAAGACAUUAUGGAUAAAAUAUAUCAACUAGAAAAAAAGAAAAAAAAAACCUCUUGAUUUGCAAACAAAUUAAGUAUAGUAAGUAUAUUGUUGUUUUAUUUUUAUUAGUUCUUUGAGAAUAGUGUACAAUGAGUUUUGGCCGUAUUCAGCCAAUCCCCUGUCUUCUCCCAGAUUCACCCACUUCCCUACCUACCAAACUUGUGUCUUUUUUUUUCUCUCCCGGCCAUGGCAGCACUCCUAAAGAGAGCAAACUCUUUCUCUCCCAGCACCUCUCAAUUGCCUGUAGUUCCUGACUAGGGGCUUAUCCAGCUCCCCUCUCCAGCUUCCUCUCCCAGCACCUCUCAAUUGCCAAUGGUUCCUGGCGAGGGGCGGGACUUCGUAGCCAGCUCCCCUCUCCGUGCUUUCAUGGGGCUUGUCCUAACUGCUUCAAGUUCACGCGUGCAGCCGGCCGGUGUGUCCAGAGGACGUUGUUUUCCUGCAUUCGUUUACCACCUCUGUCUCUUACAGUCUCUCCGGUCCCUCUUCGUAUGAUCACUGAGCCUGAAGGAGAUGGUAGGGUAUAGAUGGUCCAUUCAAGGCUGAAUAUUCUGCAGCCUCUUGUUCUCCACUCCACGCCAUUUGUGAGUCUCAGUGGUAACCAUCAUCGACUGCAAACAGAUACCUUCUGACAUGGGUUGAAAGGUAUACUGAUCUGUGGGUAUGGCAACAAGUCAUUAAGGGUCAGCCAUGGGAGUUCCGUAGCAUGAUUUGGAAGCUGUUAGUCCUAUAUCAAUGGUAAUUGAUUAUAUUUUUAUAUAAAUAAGAAAAUACAUUUCUGAAAUUACAAUUAUUGUCUUUUGUAGGGUAGAUUCUGUUUUCCAUAACAGUUAUGGAAAGUUGUGUUUUCCAUUGGCAGUUAUGUUUAACAGUAUGAAAAAAAUAAAAUAAGCUAGAAUUUCUUAAAGAUUCUGUUGGCUGAUUUCCAAUUUUAUCCAACCUAAUAAUUCUGGUGAACACAUUCAGUUCUACUCUUGGUGAUUCUUCACAUGUUUUCAAAGGCUCAUUUCAGGACAGAUGCCAGGGAAUUCUACAGCACUUGCGUGGCUAGCCCUAUCUGGCAGCUAAGAUGGUCUCUUGUAUUUUAAUUACAAGUGUUAAUUUAAAUAAAAAAAAUGUUUAAACUUCCAAA